GCUUUGAAGGCAUCCAAUCGGGAUUAAGAUAAUGGAUUAAAAUCUCGUUUCGUUGACUUCAUACACUCGUUGAUUCAUACCAAAUGUCACUCCGUGAUAUAAGAUGAAGACUUGGCGACAUUACAAUAUUGAGUAAAUAAAUCUUACAUGUAGAGAGACACCAUUUUGCGCGAGUAACUUACCUGGGUAGCAGUGUGUUACGUUAUAUGGACCGAAGCUAUGGCGACCGCACAGCGAGUGCCGCUGGACGAGCAGCAGACGACGGAGCCCGACGAUCAGACGGGCAGGGAACGCGUUUUGCCAGCUCUGCACCCUGCCAGGAUGGAGGACCGGUGUUUCGUGCUGUAUCAACCCCCGCCAGUCACUGGCUCUGCGGCGGAGGUGGAGGCAUUCCUGGAGCAGGCCCAGUUUAUCGCAGAGGACCUGGACUGGCUGCUGGCUCUUCCCCAUGACAGGUUCUGGUGCCAGGUUGUGUUCGAUGAAUCUCUGCAGAAGUGCCUGGACUCCUACCUGCGGCUGGCCCCGAGGGGCUUGGACUGCACCCUGCCAGCCUCCCCGGCUGUCAUGGACAUGCAGAAGCACCUCCACCGCAGUGUCUUCAUGACCUUCCUCAGGAUGGCCACACACAAGGAGUCGAAGGAGAAUUUCAUCACACCAGCUGUGUUUGGAGAGAUCAUUUACAACAACUUCCUGUUCGACAUCCCGAAGAUCUUGGAUUUGUGUGUCUUGUAUGGAAAAGGCAACGGACAUCUUAUACAGAAAAUGAUUGAAAACAUCUUCAACCAGCAGCCCAGUUACUACAGUGACCUGGAUGAGACGGUGCCUACAGUACUGCAGGUCCUGAACACCAUUUUGGAGAGAUGUGGACUGCGGAUGGAGGAGGCUGCCUCCAGUGAGCCACUCAAGCUGGGCAGCACGACCACUCGUACCGCCAUGGAGAUGAGCACGAAGGACCUGGAGGACCUCGUGCUGUACCUGUGUGACACCUGCACCACUCUCUACGCCUUGUUCGACAUCUUCCCACCAGCCUGCUCUGCCUUCCAGAGCCACGGCUUCCUCAGCAGACUGGCUUCAUUUUAUGAGCUUGCUGUUCCUGACAUAGAGAAAGCAGUAAAAAAGAGGAACUUUGACGAUAAGAGCUUGCAGGAGGACCUGUGGAGGAGGGUGUCGCACUCCCGCAAGAAAAUAAUUGAAAUUGCGCACCUGCUCAUCCAGCACACCUGUCUGCAGCCCAUCUUAGAGAACAGUUCUGAGAACAUCCACCUGUUUGUGGAAGAUUUUCUGCAGAUUUUUACUUCCCUCCUCCAGGAAAAGAGUUUUCUGGCAGAUUAUGACGAGCAGUUCCCUGUUGCAGAUGACGUCAGCCUGUUGCAACAGGCAUUCCCCCUUCUAGAUGAGACCAGGACCUCCUAUAUUCUGCAGGGAAUCGAGUGUGCCUGGGAGAGUGUGGGCAGGAAGAAGCACAGGCUGCCCCCAUCUCGGGCCACCCCUGAGCUGAACGAGGGAGAUGGGGCUUGUGGAGAGAGGGGGCUGGCCGACGGAUUAGCUGGUGGGGCAGAGGCCCAGCUUGACGAGCCCCGAGUCGAUAAGGGUGCGGCAUGCACAGUAAGCACAGGGGAGCUGGAGUCCCUGCUGACCCACGUAAAAGACCUCUUCCCUGACCUGGGCGAGGGAUUCAUCCUGGCUUGUCUGCAAGAGUAUGGCAACAACUCGGAAAUCGUCAUCAAUAACAUCCUGGAGGAUAACCUCUCUCCUGCCCUGGCCAAGCUAGACCAUAACUUGCCCAGGCCAGCGAAGGAGGAAAAGCCCCCUAUCCUAAGCUGCAGAUCUAAUGUCUUUGAUGAUGACGAGUUUGACGUGUUCAACCGGGAUCAAGUGGACACAUCCCGAAUCUGGAGGGGACGAAGAAAAGGGGAGAGUGCCCGUGCCCUGCUGAAUGACAAGACGCACAUUGCAGAUCAGAGGGCGCGUUACCAGGCCUACCAGAUAGUGGUGGAUGAGGUGCCCGUGGUCAAGGACGAGGGCACCACUUUCUACGGGGAUGACUAUGACGAUGAAUAUGAUGACACCUACGAUGACAACCAGGUGGGAGCCAACGACCGUGAUGAAGACAGCGAGCUGCUGACCCGCAGGCCUUUCACUACCCCCAUGGUACUGCGCAGCGGAAGACGGGAGGGUGAUGGGGAGGACGAGGAGAACGAGGAUGAAGAGGAGGCGGAGGAUGAAGAAAAGAACGAUGCUGUGAAAAGGGACCAGUUUGUUCAGGAUCCCGCUGUGUUGCGAGAACGAGCAGAGGCCCGGAGGGCGGCGAUGUGGAGCAGGAGAGGGUUUAAACCAGAGCCAUCAGGAAACGUGGCCGGGGGACCCAGAGGCCAGGGCCAAAGCAAAGAAACCGUCCUGGAGAGACGCAAGAAGGAGGCCAACAAGAGCGCCCGCGCCAACCACAACCGCAGAGUCAUGGCCGACCGCAAGAGGAGCAAAGCCAUGAUCCCGUUCUGAAGCCCUCCGGCAUCUCUCGAUGGCGAAACGGUGAAAGACGCCGACCAGGAUGAUCAGCGUGAGGCACUAGCGAGGGUUCCCCCUUGUGCGCUAUGGCUUUGCUCUUAAUUCUAUGGAUUGAAAGAUUUUAAACCAUUUUUUUUUUUAUAUAUAGGGAUAUCCUUUUUGAUCCCCAUCCAGUUUGGAACUGCCAGUUGCAUGCGGCGACUCGACCACAUGGGGAAAGCUUGAGACACGCCCACCUGCAGAGAGUUUCGUGAUCUGACAGGUUGAAUGAGCCACGCAUCUCUUGCUGGCGUCACUUUGACCCUGCUGGGAGGCUCAGUUCGCCGGAAUGUGGCCCAGUUCAUCCCAUCUUGCCCCCCUGCAGCAAUAAUAAUAGUUUCCCAUAUCUGUUGUAUUAUAUCAAUACGAUAUUAUAUGUCGUCUCCUCCUGAGUGGCAUAUAGAUUAAAGACGGAUUACUUCAAAACAAAAUAAUUCUCUUGUUGUUACACUACCAUUGUGUUGAAAGUGAAUGCAUUUUCUUGAUUUUUAAACAAUCACAAAAUGAACCGCAUUGCAAAGGCCACACCACAUUUUACAAUUUACAGUUGUUAAAGGGCUGUGCCACCUGUUGCGGUUUUCAUACUGACAUGCUAUAAUGCCUUUGGUUUUCAGGCCCC
This is a messenger RNA of Lepisosteus oculatus (spotted gar), 3163 nucleotides long. RefSeq names its product activating signal cointegrator 1 complex subunit 2 (gene ascc2). NCBI's taxonomy places the organism in Eukaryota, Metazoa, Chordata, Actinopteri, Semionotiformes, Lepisosteidae. Gene Ontology annotation, biological process: regulation of DNA-templated transcription. The record is from RefSeq and is a predicted model, not a curated record. Gene Ontology annotation, molecular function: ubiquitin binding.